Lachancea meyersii CBS 8951 is the source of this 1581-nucleotide messenger RNA. Lineage: Eukaryota; Fungi; Ascomycota; Saccharomycetes; Saccharomycetales; Saccharomycetaceae. The record is from the annotation of a GenBank genome assembly.
AUGAGCUCUUCAGUUGAACAAGUUUCCAACGUUUUUGACACCAUCUUGGUGCUGGACUUCGGUUCCCAGUACUCUCAUUUGAUUACCCGAAGACUCAGAGAGUUUAAUGUGUACGCCGAAAUGCUUCCCUGCACUCAGAAGAUCUCUGAGUUGGGCUGGAAGCCAGCUGGUGUCAUCAUGUCUGGAGGUCCUUACUCUGUUUAUGCAGAAGAUGCUCCACACGUCGACCUAGACAUUUUCAAGCUAGAUGUGCCUAUUUUGGGUAUUUGCUACGGUAUGCAAGAGCUAGCUUGGAUCAACGGUAAGCAGGUCGCCCGUGGUGAAAAACGUGAGUAUGGACCAGCCACUUUGAACGUCAAGGAUGCCUCCAGUCCUCUUUUCCAGGGCAUGAACCACUCCCGCGUGUGGAUGUCCCACGGUGACAAACUACACGGCUUGCCAACUGGCUUCGAAGUCAUUGCCACCUCCGACAACUCCCCAUACUGUGGUGUCGCCCACAAGGAAAAGCCAAUCUACGGUAUCCAGUUUCACCCAGAGGUGACUCACUCGUCCCAAGGUAAGACUUUGCUAAAGAACUUUGCCGUCAACAUCUGCAAGGCCACUCAAAACUGGACCAUGGAGAACUUCAUCGACACCGAGAUCAAGAGAAUCAGAGAGCUCGUGGGCCCAACUGCCGAGGUUAUCGGCGCCGUUUCGGGUGGUGUUGACUCCACCGUUGCUGCCAAGCUAAUGACCGAGGCUAUCGGUGAGCGUUUCCACGCCAUCUUGGUCGAUAACGGUGUCUUGAGACUUAACGAGGCUGCCAACGUCAAACAGAUCCUUGGUGAGGGUCUGGGCAUCAACCUUACCGUUGUGGAUGCUGCCGAUGAAUUUUUGGACAAGCUAAAGGGCGUGACUGACCCAGAAAAGAAGCGUAAGAUCAUUGGUAACACUUUCAUCCACGUUUUCGAAAGAGAGGCUGCCAAGAUCCAGCCAAAGGGCGGUGACGAGAUUGAAUUCUUGUUGCAAGGUACUCUUUACCCUGAUGUGAUUGAGUCCAUCUCCUUCAAGGGUCCUUCUCAGACUAUCAAGACCCACCACAACGUCGGUGGUCUUUUGGAUGACAUGAAGUUGAAAUUGAUUGAGCCUUUGAGAGAGCUAUUCAAAGACGAAGUCAGACACUUGGGUGAGCUGCUUGGAAUUUCUCACGAGCUGGUCUGGAGACACCCAUUUCCAGGUCCAGGUAUCGCCAUCCGUGUCUUGGGUGAAGUUACCAGAGAGCAGGUAGCUAUCGCCAGAAAGGCCGACCACAUUUACAUUGAAGAGAUCAGAAAGGCUGGUCUUUACAACAAGAUUUCUCAAGCUUUCGCUUGUCUGUUGCCAGUCAAGUCUGUGGGUGUAAUGGGUGAUCAAAGAACCUACGAACAGGUUAUUGCCCUGAGAGCCAUCGAAACCACAGAUUUCAUGACUGCCGACUGGUUCCCAUUCGAGCAUGAUUUCUUGAAAAAAGUGGCCUCCAGAAUCGUCAACGAAGUUGAUGGUGUUGCAAGAGUCACUUACGAUAUCACUUCGAAGCCACCAGCCACUGUAGAAUGGGAGUAA